AUGCCACCACCAGUCGAGAUCUCAAUCCCCAGCACCACAAUCUCCCACCCCAGCGGCGGCGGCAAACCCUACACGUCAUACAACAUCACACUCCGGCUCCCGCUGCGGUCGUUUGUCGUGCAGAAGCGCUACUCGGAGUUUGAGCAGCUCCACACCGCCCUUGUGUCGCAGGUCGGCGCGCCGCCGCCCGCGCCGCUGCCCACCAAGAGCUGGUUCCGGUCCACCGUCAACAGCGCCGAGCUGACCGAGAAGAGGAGGGUCCAGCUGGAGGAGUACCUGCAGACCAUCGCCGGCAGCCCGGACAGGCGGUGGCGCGACACGCCCGCCUGGCGCGCCUUUCUCAACCUCCCCGCCGGCAGCACCGCUCCCUCGGCAAACAGCGUACACGGCGCCAUCACCACGACGGCGGCGGCGGCGGGCGGCGGCGUCGUCGAUGCGGCCGAGUGGAUCGAGCGCCACAGGCGCAUGAACGACACGCUGAGGGAUGCGCGCUCCUGCCUGGCGCGGCGCGACGCGGCCGCCGCGGAGGCUGGGUCCGGCGGCGUCGCGGGCCUGAGCAGCAGUCGGGCGGUCGAGGCGGGGGCGGCGGCUAAGAUGGCGCUCACGCAGGCCGGGAGGAUGCUGAGCGCUCUGGAGGACGACCUGGCCAGGCUGAAGAAGGAAGGCGGGCUGGGGAAGGGUGAGGUGCGGAGGCGGGAGGAUAUGGUCAAGGAGGCGCGGGAGGAUCACAGGUGGCUGACGCAGCUGUCGGCGACGCUGUCGGGCGGGGCGCCGACGUCGGGAGGCACGGGGGGAGUGGCGAGCGCGGCGGACCGCGCGGCGCUGGUGGGCAAGGGCAAGCCCAGGCAGGGCGGGAGGGUGCUCGGGGCGCCGCUGCAGGAGACGGAGCGGACUCGCGAGCUGGACAACGCUGGGUUGCUGCAGCUGCAACGGCAGACGAGGGAGGAGCAGGACGAGGACCUCGAGGUGCUGACGCGGGUGAUUCGCCGGCAGAAGGAGAUGGGCCUCGCGAUCGAGGAGGAGGUCAAGCAGCAGACCGAGAUGCUUGACCGGAUGAACGAGGACGUCGACCGGGUCGGCGGCAAGAUAAAGGUCGCCAAGGACCGGACGAGGAAGCUGGGGUCAUGA
Pyricularia grisea is the source of this 1128-nucleotide messenger RNA. RefSeq lists its product as uncharacterized. Gene Ontology annotation, molecular function: phosphatidylinositol binding. The record is from RefSeq and is a predicted model, not a curated record. Lineage: Eukaryota; Fungi; Ascomycota; Sordariomycetes; Magnaporthales; Pyriculariaceae. The transcript has a single exon. Bases 1 to 1128 code for a protein of 375 amino acids. Gene Ontology annotation, cellular component: intracellular membrane-bounded organelle.